AUGAACAGACAGGCAUCUGCCCCAUUGCUCGCCAAUGAGGAUCCCCGAGACUCAUUCGAUGACCAGGAGCGUGAGCUACUCAAACAAGAGUCCCGCAAGCAGAUCAGCAGAGAACGUAGACGCAUGUGCCUCUGCCUCGGACUGGCUGUCGUCUUGGCGUCUGCUGCUGCUAUCACCACAACCUACCUCCUCACCAAGGGUACCGAAACCUUCACCCCUGGUCGUAGUCGCAAUGUUAUCAUGAUGGUCUCGGAUGGUUUCGGCCCCGCCUCGCAGACCUACGGCCGGUCAUACUGGCAGUAUGUCAACAAAUACUCUGAGGAUACCAUGACUUCGUUGGAUGAGAUCCUGAUCGGUGCUUCCAGAACCAGGAGCAGCGACAGUCUGGUCACCGACUCUGCUGCCGGUGCCACCGCCUUCUCUUGCGCCAUGAAGUCUUACAAUGCCGCCAUCGGAGUGGAUCCCAAUGGCAACCCUUGCGGAACUGUCCUCGAGUCCGCCAAGGCAAAUGGAAUGCUCACAGGAUUGGUCGUCACCAGUAGAGUGACUCAUGCUACCCCCGCAUCUUUCUCGGCCCAUGUGGUCCAUCGUGAUAUGGAGGCCGACAUUGCCGUCCAGCAGAUCGGAGACUAUCCCCUUGGGCGACAGGUUGAUCUGAUGUUGGGAGGUGGCCUCUGCUUCUUCUUGCCUAACACUACCGAGGGAAGCUGUCGUCAGGACGAUCGCGACUUGAUCAAGGAGAGCAAGGACUAUGGCUGGGAACACGUUGUCUUCAACAAGGACGAGUUUGAUGCGUUGGCUGAGCACGACAAGAUCUUGCCUCGACACACCUUGGGCCUAUUCCAUUCCAGUCAUAUGAAUUUUGAGAUGGACCGCAACAACAAGACCGAGCCCGCCUUACACGAGAUGGCGGGCGUUGCCUUGAAGUCUCUUCAGAAGUGGACUACUACUACUCGUGGACAGGGAUUCUUUUUGAUGAUUGAGGGAUCCAGGAUUGACAUGGCCGCCCACAACAACGACCCUGCUGCUCAUGUACACGAGAUUCUCGAGUACCACAGGACCAUCCAGGUCGUCAAGGAAUUCGUCGCCAACAACCCCGACACUAUUAUGAUUUCGACCAGUGACCAUGAGACGGGCGGUUUCACCCUGGGACUCCAACCUGAUCCCGACACCUACCCCGAUUAUUUGUGGAGACCCGAGGUUAUUACCCGUGCCAAGGUCUCGACCGAGAUCUUGACCAGUGACUUGAUCCUCUUCCACACCGCCAACAAGAACGAUGACGCCCUGAACAUCCAGGGACAGGGCUCUCGUCGUCGCCAGACUCAUGACUUUGUUCGCAAGGAGAUUUUGGACAAGGGACUUGGAAUCACCGAUGCUACCGAGGAGGAGAUCGAGUUCUUGUCGAACGCCGAGGCCGUCCCCAACGACAUCCUGCGCUACUUGGGUCAUGCUAUCUCCCGCCGCGCCAACUUGGGAUGGACCACCAUGGGUCACACUGGAGUCGAUGUCAACCUCUAUGCUGCCUCGUCUAUCCAGAACGGCAACCGGAUCUUGGACCGUCUCAGGGGCAACCAUGAGAACACUGAGAUCGGAGACUACAUGAGCUGGUACCUCCAACUCGACCUUCCUUCCAUCACCGAGAAGUUGACGAAGUCGGCUGACAAGUGGUUCAAGCCAAAGUCCAAGUUUUUCACCGCCGAACAUUCCCACAGCUUGCACGAGGAGACUGGCCAUUAA
This is a messenger RNA of Linnemannia hyalina, 1737 nucleotides long. The record is from the annotation of a GenBank genome assembly. Lineage: Eukaryota; Fungi; Mortierellomycota; Mortierellomycetes; Mortierellales; Mortierellaceae.